Messenger RNA from Aplysia californica (California sea hare), 1618 nucleotides. RefSeq lists its product as uncharacterized. NCBI's taxonomy places the organism in Eukaryota, Metazoa, Mollusca, Gastropoda, Aplysiida, Aplysiidae. The transcript has 2 exons. Bases 266 to 1147 code for a protein of 293 amino acids. The record is from RefSeq and is a predicted model, not a curated record.
GUCUAUAAAGUUGGCGCGAAACUUACACUCUAUUUCACAUACGUGGGUCUUUCCUGCGACCUCUGUGCUGGUCCUCCUUGCGCGCACUGACGUGUCAGAUUGAAAGGAGGCAGAAAACCCAUAAAAGACGUUUUAAUUUUAUUUGCAAAAAUAGCUGUCAGCGCACACAGUCGUUGGUUGUGGCAGAAAGCAUCAGACCAAGAAUUCUCUAUCGUUUUCAGACAAGUUCAGUAGAUUGACGUCCAUUGGAACAAAGCAGGGCAGGAUGGCUGUCAGUGUAGCCCUUGUCAUGUUGUCGCUUGGUUUCGCCUUCACAAGCGCCGGCAUCGUGUCCACCGGGGAUAACAAGACCCCACCCAGCUUCGGGAAGGGACUGAACACCCACAACUUUCAACAGUGGGACGACUGGAUCAAGAAACGAAGUCGCUUCAGCUCUCCGUGGACACAAGGCGAUUUCUCAGGGGACAAGUUCCAGCAAUGGCAGGACUGGAUGUACAAGCGAGGCUUCGGUAUUCCCGACUCCACUGUGCUGGGCUCUAAUGGGACCCCAAGGUUCCAGGGUUGGUCUGAGUGGAUGAGCAAGAGAGGUUUCGGCAUCGGGGCGCCCUUUGCUGGCUCCUCGGACAGCGAAGGGGGUCAGUUCCAACAGUGGCAGAACUGGAUGGCCAAGAGAGGAUUUGGAAUCGGAGGUCCGUUUCCCGGCUCUGCUGAUGGUGACAAACAGGCAUUCCAGCAGUGGCAGGACUGGUCGAAAAAGCGAGGAUGGGACACACCGGUCAAUGGCUUCGGGGGUGGACCUGGAGCGCCUAGUUUCCAGAGCUGGGUGGACUUCACCAAGCGUCAGCAGUUCGAUCCUCCAUCUGCUAGCUUCGGAAAGGGAAACUUUCAGAACUGGAACAACUGGUACAAGCGUCAAUUAGAUGGAAGCCGUGCUGAGUUCGGCAAACACCAGUUUGGAAGCAGAGACGAGAUGAUUAACUAUCAAAAUUUGUACAAAAAGAGUUUGAAGAAAAGACAACUUGGCUACGCUCCUGAGAGAUUUGGUGUCAACCGCUACUUCGCCAAUGGUCUGCAAGACUGGAGGUCUACGUUCAAAGGAGUGAAGCGUAGCAAGGCUAAUGAAGCCGCGAAAAGCAAUGAUCAGUAAACCCAAAGAAGAUGAGAGGAAAAUUAUACUAAAUUUUAUAAAAUCCUGUCCAGAGACCAGAUUGAACGAGUUUUAGCUUUGUGAACUCUGUCAUGUCUCUACCUUAAACAUUAAUAUAUACCAUCGCCACAGUCAGUAGACCUGAUGUAGACCUGGAGAUGCAAGAGGAAGUCAGAGGGAAGGCUGGGACAGUGAACUGAUAGCCUUAAUGAACAUGGUCGAACGACCACUCUUACAAUUGAAAACGUAGAGUAACACUUCCUAGCCUAAAGCAUUACUAGUAGGAAAACGGAAACAUUGUCUCACUCCCUUAGUAAGACAAGAAAAUGACGUUUACUCAACUUGCAAUUCAUUUCAAUUUUGUUCAGAAUUUAUUUUUUUAGUUUUAUUGAUAAUUUGUUUAUUUGAAAAUGUAAUAAAAGCUUUCAAUGUCCUUUUAUAUCAGAAAUAAAUAAUGGUGUUUUGUUUUCA